Molecule: messenger RNA, 849 nt
Organism: Amphimedon queenslandica
Lineage: Eukaryota; Metazoa; Porifera; Demospongiae; Haplosclerida; Niphatidae
Product: protein NLRC3-like
Exons: 3
Biological process (GO): activation of GTPase activity; nucleocytoplasmic transport
Cellular component (GO): nucleus; perinuclear region of cytoplasm; cytosol
Molecular function (GO): GTPase activator activity; small GTPase binding
Source: RefSeq, a predicted model, not a curated record
GAUGAUAUCCUCUCAUUCUCUUCUCAACUAUCAACCAACAAAUCAUUAACACUUUUACUCCUAACUGAUCGUUCAAUGAGUGAUGAUGGAGUCAUUGCACUAGCACAAUCAUUACAAUAUAAUAAAACACUUGAAUCCUUAUAUCUUUAUUACAAUCCUGACAUCACUUCAGCUUGUGCUCAGUCACUGGCUGAACUUUUACUCUUUAACAACACACUCUCCCUACUUUCUCUCCACCAUACUAACAUUGAUACUGAUGGAGUAAUGAUACUAAUGGAAUCACUCAAGACCAAUAAUGCACUACAGACACUCUGGCUAGACAAACAACAUGAAGAAGCUUGUUCUACUUUACCUUAUUAUGAGCAUAUUAAAGACAGAUUGGAUUUUGUUGUAACGAGACUAUUGUACGGGGAACUAGUAAUAACAGCAUUAACAGGACAGAUACUCAGCAAUGUUGAAUCAGCUAGUCCCUCCAUCACUAAACAACUUUUUGUUUCCCUUGCAUCUCUCUUACCAAGAAACCAAUCGCUAAAGACACUAUCAAUCAUCAAUGACUUGAUUGGGGAUAAUGGUGUGAUGACACUAGCAGAAUCACUGAGGAAUAACGUGACACUCCAGUGUCUAGAUCUUCAUGGAAACCUAAGCAUAACUUCAGCUAGUACUGGCUCAUUGGCUGAGCUAUUGCGUUACAAUGGUUCCCUCUCCACACUUUCUGUAUUCCACACUAGCAUUGGUACUGAUGGAGCAUUGGCCUUAGCUCAUCCUCUGAGAAGUAAUGAGAAAUUAAAGUUCCUUGAACUGGAUAAACAGCAUGAACAUGCAUGUCACCUUUCUUUACCUUACUAUGAA